Molecule: messenger RNA, 1185 nt
Organism: Danaus chrysippus (African queen)
Lineage: Eukaryota; Metazoa; Arthropoda; Insecta; Lepidoptera; Nymphalidae
Source: the annotation of a GenBank genome assembly
AUGCUUCGAGGAUUGAGAAUACUUGGACCUAGGGGUUCUAUUUUGGAGCCAUAUGUUAGUUCCUUACGAGUGUCAUGUAACUAUACUUCAGCCCAACCAUCAGUUAAUUUGCAAAAAUUACCACAACUUCCUGUACCGAAACUGAAUGACACUUUAAAAAAGUAUUUAAAAAGUGUUCAGCCAUUUUUAAAUGAGGAAGAGUUAGCUAAAACAUCAUCACUCCUCAAAGAAUUUGAAGCAGGAGUUGGGUUUACUGGAAAAAAAGAGCUGAAAAAACACCUAAAUUGGCUUGAAGAUUGGUGGCUGAACACUGCCUAUUUAGAGUACAGAGACCCUGUGACUGUAUAUUCGAGCCCAGGUCUGGUCUUUCCAUUCCAAAAGUUCAAUUCUCAACAAGAUCAAUUGAAAUAUGCUGCAAAAACUAUUUUAGCUGCUUUAGAAUACAAGUCCCUUAUAGACAAAUAUUCCAUGUUGAUGUAUGGGGAAGUGAUAACCAAGAGAUUGAAUGAAAAUCAAAUUGUUGAAGCCCUUCAAAAAGUAAUGGAUCAGUCUGCAGAGAUCACCAGUGAUUGUGUUGGUGUUCUUACAUCUGAGAAUAGGGACAAUUGGGCCAAGGCAUAUCAGCUUCUAUGUAAAGAAUCGGUGAACCAGUCGUCAUUGCGUGAUGUAGAGCGUAGUCUUCUCGUGCUAUGUCUGGACAAGUCGGCCGGUCUGUGGCGCUGCAGCACUGUGGACGAGCGGUUCACGCUGGCCGCCGCUCACACCAUACACGGCGCGGGGGCCGACAACAACGGAGCCAACCGCUGGUUUGAUAAGACUAUACAGUCGGCGCCGAUGGCAUCACUGGCCUUACGUAUGAAACAUUCUCCCGCUGAAGGACAGCCCAUUGCUGUAUUAACAGACUUUCUUAUUAAAUACAUACUAGCGGCCAACUUGGAUUUGGAUUGUUUCAAAUACGACCGUUAUGGCAAAAACUUUAUAAAGUCCCAGAAAAUGAGCCCGGACAGUUAUCUGCAAAUGGCAAUGCAAUAUGCUUUUUAUAGCUUGCAUAGACACCUGGCGCACACUACGAAUCUCCGCGGCGACCCGUAUGUAUGUGGGAGGUCGUACGGAGACCAUCCGAUCGUGUUCCCCGGAGUCAGUGGCUUUCGCGCGAGCCAUGUUAGACCCCUCGGCCUCCGCUAA